AUGAGACCCGACAUCGGCGUAGGCGUAUUCAUCUUCAACUCCAAGGGCCAAUUCAUCGUUGGCGUGCGAAAGGGCAGCCAUGGCGCAGGAACCCUGGCGCUCCCUGGAGGACACCUGGAAUUCGGCGAGACCUUUGAAGCCUGCGCAGAGAGAGAGGUACUAGAAGAGACUGGUCUCAACGUUCGGGAUCUGCGCUUUUUGACGGCGACGAAUAGUGUCAUGAAGGAUGUGGGGAAGCACUACGUGACUAUCUUCAUGGGGGCCGUUGUUGAUGACGAUGCGCAGCCGCAGCUCGUCGAGCCGGAGAAAUGCGAGGGAUGGAGCUGGGCAACGUGGGGGGAUAUCAAGAGCCAGAGCCAGAGCGACGGCAAACCGCGGCUGUUUCUACCAUUGCUGGAGUUGUUGCGGAACAGAUCAUUGUUUGAUCCCAAGGAGCAGUUCGCUAGAGCCUAA
Aspergillus ruber CBS 135680 is the source of this 453-nucleotide messenger RNA. Its product is annotated as nucleotide triphosphate diphosphatase NUDT15. Lineage: Eukaryota; Fungi; Ascomycota; Eurotiomycetes; Eurotiales; Aspergillaceae. Gene Ontology annotation, cellular component: cytosol. The coding region runs from base 1 to 453 and encodes 150 amino acids. The record is from RefSeq and is a predicted model, not a curated record. The transcript is spliced from 3 exons. Gene Ontology annotation, biological process: dGTP catabolic process. Gene Ontology annotation, molecular function: 8-oxo-7,8-dihydrodeoxyguanosine triphosphate pyrophosphatase activity.